AUGAGAAAUUUGAGUCGGGGCCACAUAGAAGAGUUUGUCUUGGUGGGCUUCCCUGCUUCUCCACCUCUCCAGCUGCUUCUCUUUAUCUUCUUUUUUGCAAUUUAUAUUCUGACAUUGUUGGAGAAUGUACUCAUCAUUUUCACAAUCUGGCUCACUCCAAGCCUUCAUCACCCCAUGUAUUUUUUCCUUGGUCAUCUCUCCUUCCUUGAGCUAUGGUACAUCAAUGUCACCAUUCCCCAGCUCUUGGGAGCCUUUCUUACCCAGGAAGGUAGAAUCUCUUAUAUAGGAUGCAUGACCCAACUCUACUUCUUUAUUGCAUUAGCCUGCACUGAAUGUGUCCUGUUGGCAGUUAUGGCCUAUGACCGCUACCUGGCCAUCUGUGAACCCCUACGUUACCCUAGUCUUAUGCCUCCCAGCCUGGCUACUCGCCUUGCUGCUGCCUCUUGGGGCAGUGGUUUCUUUAGCUCCAUGAUGAAGCUUCUUUUCAUUUCCCGACUCUCCUUCUGUGGGCCCAACAUCCUCAAUCACUUUUUUUGUGAUAUCUCCCCACUACUCAACCUCACCUGCUCUGACAAGGAGCAAGCAGAGCUAGUAGACUUCCUCCUGGCCCUGGUGAUGAUUCUACUUCCUCUCUUGGCUGUGGUUUCAUCCUAUGCUGCCAUCAGUGCAGCCAUCUUGAGGAUUCCUACUGCCCAGGGACGCCACAAAGCCUUCUCCACUUGUGCCUCUCACCUGGUAGUAGUUGUUAUCUACUAC
Carlito syrichta (Philippine tarsier) is the source of this 756-nucleotide messenger RNA. RefSeq names its product olfactory receptor 6P1. The transcript has a single exon. Gene Ontology annotation, cellular component: membrane. The annotation marks the transcript as partial. Gene Ontology annotation, biological process: G protein-coupled receptor signaling pathway. Gene Ontology annotation, molecular function: G protein-coupled receptor activity; olfactory receptor activity. Lineage: Eukaryota; Metazoa; Chordata; Mammalia; Primates; Tarsiidae. The record is from RefSeq and is a predicted model, not a curated record.